This is a messenger RNA of Camelina sativa (false flax), 1141 nucleotides long. Its product is annotated as cyclic pyranopterin monophosphate synthase. The record is from RefSeq and is a predicted model, not a curated record. Gene Ontology annotation, biological process: Mo-molybdopterin cofactor biosynthetic process. Lineage: Eukaryota; Viridiplantae; Streptophyta; Magnoliopsida; Brassicales; Brassicaceae.
AAAAAAAAAAAACAUGUUUUCGACACUCCGUCGCGCCGUGUUUCUCCGUCGAUAUCCGGCCGUGAUUUCUCCGGUGAAAAAGGCAUUCAGCAGUAAAAUUUACGAUGAAAUCGAUCCGCAAAUCAUGAAUAUAGAUGAGCUGAAUCAGGAAAUGAAGUCAAUCUUUGGAGAAGAACCAUCUCCCGAUGGGUUUUCUGGUCCUGCCACAAUGGAUUUCUCUGAGUUGAAAUCGAAAGCUGAAUCUUUGAAGUCGACAAACCCGGAGAGUUCUGAUCUUUUAUCCCAUAUUGAGUAUCAGAAAUCGAGCAAAGAACAACCUGCACAAGUGGCUAGUGAUUUGUCUAAGCUAACCCAUGUUGGGAUCUCAGGGGAAGCUCAGAUGGUUGAUGUAUCUUCCAAGGACAAUACUAAGAGAACUGCAUUGGCUUCCUGUAAAGUUGUUCUUGGCAAAAGAGUUUUCGAUUUGGUCUUAGCGAAUCAAAUGGGGAAAGGAGAUGUUCUUGGAGUGGCGAAGAUCGCUGGCAUUAAUGGAGCAAAACAAACUAGUAGCUUAAUCCCAUUGUGUCAUAACAUUGCUCUUACGCAUGUUCGUGUAGACCUAAGACUAAACCCUGAGGAUUUUAGUGUUGACAUUGAAGGAGAAGCUUCUUGCACUGGAAAGACCGGAGUUGAGAUGGAAGCUAUGACUGCUGUCUCAGUUGCUGGUUUAACGGUUUAUGAUAUGUGUAAGGCUGCGUCGAAAGAUAUCAGUAUUACGGAUGUGAGACUCGAGCGUAAAACUGGUGGAAAGAGUGGAUAUUGGUCUAGAGGGGAGUGAACACAAUGAACAUUUGUCUCCGUAGAUAUGAGAGAUCUCUCCUCUGAGUUCUUCUUACCAAUGCUAAUCUUCAUUUAGACUGGAACUACGUGUAACACUAUGGCUUGUCCGGGCAAGUAAAGCCGGCUGCGAAAAUAUCAGGUCAAGUACGGACUUCUUUGUAAGUUUGGUACUUUGGUAAUAGAGCAAUUUGAUGUGCAAUAUGAGAAUUUCACCUAAACCCUAUGUGAAACAAUUUAUGAAGACUUUUUAAGUCAAUGCUUGCAACUGUGAAGACUUAAAAGUCAUCAGUAUUCACUGUACAGUCUUAUUCAUAUUUGUGUC